Acipenser ruthenus (sterlet) is the source of this 2383-nucleotide messenger RNA. RefSeq lists its product as uncharacterized. Gene Ontology annotation, molecular function: protein binding. The record is from RefSeq and is a predicted model, not a curated record. Bases 1 to 2220 code for a protein of 739 amino acids. The transcript is spliced from 13 exons. NCBI's taxonomy places the organism in Eukaryota, Metazoa, Chordata, Actinopteri, Acipenseriformes, Acipenseridae.
AUGGAGCCAUAUGGAGAUAUACCACAUUAUGACGAAGGAUCAUCUCCUUUGGAUGCUUUGCACCAGGUAGCUGUUGAAUAUGCUUCAGCUAUCAAACUUAAACCAAGGGAUCCAAAACUUCACUUCCUGCUUGGCCUGGCCAUUGAAGAGCAAUACUAUGCUUCUGAAAUAUACGGGCUUAAGAAAAGGACCGAAGAAGACGCCCAAGAACUCAGCAGUGCUAAAGCUGCUGGUAGAGAAGAUGAAAUUUUGGCCAUCUGCAAACUUCAUGGGUUCCAGGGAAAGCCUACGCUGGAAAAUCAGCUGCAAGCCCUGGAUGCUGAGUUUCAUCAGCUAAAGGACCAGGGUCAGUCAGGCAGGGCAGACUACAUACAGACUCUUUUCAUCUGGAAAUCAAAGAAGGCUGGCAAGGAUGGACGUGCAGGAGUCUUAGAUGAAGAAAGCCCACUUCACCAAGCCCUUCUAAAAUACCUGGAUGCUUGGUCCUUGAACCCUGAUAACUGGCAGUACAACUUCCACGUUGGCAGAUUAUUCCUGCUGCAAGGAAAAAGUGAAGUAGCACAACAACACCUGCAGACAUCCCUCGCCCUCCGACCAGCUUCUCCCGCUACAAGGUUUUACACAGGCUUAGCUCUACUGGAGCAAAAGGAAGGACCAGGGCAAAGAGCGCAGGAAGCUGUGAUGUACCUACAGGAGGGUUUAGAAGAACUAAUUACUCAACAGUUUAAUGCAGCAAGUGAAGACACGGAAAGGAAAGAUGACCUGCAGGCUGUAAAUCCGUUUUCCCUAAUGAACACACAGUUAAUAAGAGGGUUUCUUAAACUGGGAGCCUUGCUUAAAAAAAUGAACUUUUCUGGAAAAAUAAUGACUGCUGAGGAAGUUAUUCAUAUUGUGGCGGACCUCACAGCAAAGGCUUUGUGCCAGUGUCCGUUUCGGGGAGCUGUAAUGCAGCAGCUGGAGUGGGGGCUCCUAGAGGCUCAUUUCUUCCUCCUGGAGUCUCUGGUCCUGCAGCCGAAGAGGAAAGAGUCCUGGAUAGGAAGGAGGUGCCAGGCAUUAUCAGCAUUACUCAGGCUCACCUCCAUCCCUGCCUGCAAAGAACUUUUAGAUAUGCAGGAAAAGGUUUGCCAGUUAGGUGUUAUAGCAACUCCCUGCAACAGUCAUGCUCUGUACCUGCUUGGCGUAGCACAGCUUGAUCAGUACGACAACAAUUCAGAUUCAGAGAAUGCCCAAAACUCCAUCAGAGAUGCUCGCCACAGUUUCCAAGCCAGCAUUAACCUUGAAAACAAGUCAGCAUUUGGGCCUCCCCCAACAGAAAUAUCAGGUCAAAAAUGGUGGCAGGAUUGGGUUAUGAGAGAGAAAGAGAAAGCUUCUGUGCAGUUCCAGCAAUCCCUCAAGCCAGAGGGGGCUCCAGCUACAAGCCCUGCAGGAAAAGGAGUGGCUCGAGGGAGGGGUGUCACUGCCAGAGGAGGGGUCGCUCCUAGGGGAGGCACUGCAGCGCAAAGGGGUGCUGCUGUAAAAACUGCUGCUCCCACUGCAAGGGGGCGAGGUGGAGCUGUGACUCCAGCAAAGCCAAGUGGGACAAGCAAAGCUACUUACAAAACAAAUUCUAAAACACAGCUUCCUGGCACAAGUUCUGAGAAACCAGACAGCAGUCAAGACAAAGUAAAACCAGCAGCAGCUGAAGCCAGUAGUGUUCAAGAGAGUACUGGAACUCCUAGUCAAGAUGAAAGUUCACCUCCAAUAAACCGGAAAUCUCACUUCCACCAUCUUGGCCUGGCACGUGCCCUGUCGCGCAAUGAGGAAACUCAAGAAGAGGCCUGCAUACUGUACCAGGAAAUUAUUGUAAUGUCACCAGAUUUUCGUGAUACAUACAUUGAACUUGCUGAUCUACUAAUGAAGACUAAUCCACUUGCUGCAGUAGAUAUUUACUGCAAAUUUCCUAUGAAGCCUGUCAAGGAACAGACAUUCGAGGAUGCCUUUAUCACUGGAGAGAUUGUACGUAUUUUGAUGAAACAGGAAAUGUAUGAUCAUCCCAAGUUAGCCUCCAACAUGAUUGAUUAUGGAAAGGUCAUGGGAACAGGAUGCAUAGAGAAAUACAUUACUAAGCUUGAUGAGAAGUUUAAAACAAACCUCUUGAAGACAAUUUAUGCUGGCAUCCACGAUAAAUCUGUUGAUGACAAAGAUCUUCAGGAUUUCUUUCGCUUCAAAUGUUGGCUCUAAAUGUAUUUGUUCUUUAUAUCUGGAUAGCGAUGAUGCAGUUUGUUUUGAUAUAAAACCCUAACUGUGGUAAGCACAAUCAUUUCUGUUUGUAACCUGUAAAGAACCAUAGUUGUACUCUUUUAAGGUACUUGUAUCUCUGCUAAAACAAUAAACACUUUUAUGU